Molecule: messenger RNA, 1638 nt
Organism: Penicillium subrubescens
Lineage: Eukaryota; Fungi; Ascomycota; Eurotiomycetes; Eurotiales; Aspergillaceae
Product: phosphatidylserine decarboxylase 1
Exons: 1
Coding region: 1-1638 (545 amino acids)
Biological process (GO): phosphatidylethanolamine biosynthetic process
Cellular component (GO): mitochondrion
Molecular function (GO): phosphatidylserine decarboxylase activity
Source: RefSeq, a predicted model, not a curated record
AUGGCCAAGUGCCUUCUCAAUCACUCCACAUUUCUCCACCGUGCUGCUGCCCCUGUGAGUGGGGUUGCUACAUCCAUGGAGGUCCUCUCGUUCCGGGCCACUGCCCGCCACAAGGCCAGCGUUCGCCAUUUUUCGUCCAAAUCAUGGAGACAAUAUCACAAAGACAACAAUCAUGAAGGAAAUACAAGGGGAGGGUUUGGAUCGAGACUGCGUUUUGCGCUGCGGAACACCAAGGUCGAAUGGUACCCGAUCCCCGUCGGUCUCGGAAUCGGUCUACUAGGGGUCCUACACUUUUACAAGUCCCAGCGUGCUGAACGUGACCGAGAUGCACAGAGUGAUGCAGGUGAUGACUGGGAGAAUGGAAAACGCCCACCACGACGCCCGCGAGUUGUGCCGACUGGUCCCUGGCAGGUCCAGGUCAUGUCGACUCUGCCCCUGAAGGCCAUCUCGCGUUUAUGGGGUCGGUUCAACGAGAUUGAAUUGCCAUACUACUUCCGUGUCCCUGGAUUCAAACUCUACUCAUGGAUCUUUGGUGUUAAUCUCAGUGAGGUCGCUGAACCCGACCUUCAUGUCUAUCCCAACCUCGCCGCCUUCUUUUAUCGCAAGUUGAAACCCGGUGUCCGACCCCUCGAUCCCGACCCACGUGCACUUGUAUCCCCCUCCGAUGGACGUAUCCUGCAGUUUGGUAUGAUUGAGCGGGGUGAGGUGGAACAAGUCAAGGGCAUGACCUACAGUCUGGAUGCGCUUUUGGGUGCAGCUACGCCGGUAACUGCCGACCACAGCAACCGCAUGUCCGAUCCAGCGAUCAAGGACACCCACAAGGAUGUCGAGAACAUGAAGGCCGAUCAGGAGUUUGCCAGCGUGAACGGUAUCUCCUACACUUUGCCCUCGCUCCUGUCUGGUGAAUCGGGCGUUCCCGCGAAGAGACGGGCAUCAAUUGAUGCAUCCACCCCCUCGAAAACGACGUCCGAGGUUCAAGUCCAGGAGGAGUUGGCCCGUGGAGAAGGAACUUCAUGGUUCGCGCCCAAGGCCGCCGUCAACCACGCAUUGUUCUACGUUGUGAUCUACUUAGCACCUGGUGACUAUCACCGUUUCCACUCGCCUACCGAAUGGGUUGUAGAGAGCCGCCGCCACUUUGCGGGUGAACUCUACUCGGUCUCGCCCUAUCUGCAGCGAACCCUGCCCGGUCUGUUCACCUUGAACGAGCGUGUGGCGCUACUGGGUCGCUGGCGAUGGGGUUUCUUCAGUUACACGCCGGUCGGCGCGACCAAUGUGGGCUCGAUCAAAAUCAACUUUGACUCGGAACUGCGCACCAACAGCUUGCUGACUGACACUGCGGCGGACUUGGCUGCAGCUCGGGCGGCGGAGCGGGGUGAAACUGACCCCGGAUUCGUCGAGGCUACCUAUGCUCAUGCUAGUCGCACACUAGGCGGACACCCGCUGCGGCGCGGUGAGGAGAUGGGUGGGUUCCAGCUGGGUAGCACAGUAGUGCUGGUAUUCGAGGCUCCUCUCGGCAGUCGAAAAUCGUUUGAUGCUGGCUGGCCGGACAAAGAGCGACCUGAUGGCUGGAACUGGGCCAUUGAGAAGGGCCAGCGGAUCAAGAUGGGUGAGAAGCUGGGCUUUGUUGGGGAAGACUGA